UCGAGUGCCUACCAUUCAGUACUUGAAGACUUUCCAUCGUACACUAACGAUCGACAGGCAGUGUGACAAUCGUUUUGAUCGAAUCUAAAUCGGAAAAGUUUGUGCUCAAAAACUCAAGACUCAAGAUGCGUGUGCUAAGCGUUGCUGUUCUGCUGCUGGUCGCCUCGGUGGCUCUACUCGUCCCGGAAACUAACGCAGCAAGAAGCUACAAUGGAAUGUGUGCCUGUCCGAAGAUUUACCUGCCCGUCUGUGGAAGCGAUUCGGAAACGUACGCAAACACCUGCCUGUUCCGGUGCAAGGCUGAAAGCUCGUACGGCAAAUCGAUUCGCUUGCGGAUCCUGCACAAAGGAGAUUGUGACACGAAGGACCCGGUGCACAUCCCGGAACAGAUCCCCUUUGAAUGAGCUGCAGGAGCUGGAAAAACGACUACAAAAAUCGAUUGAUCUUAUUAAAAUUGUACAACCAAAAGCGAAAGGAACUCUUAUGUGAUGUUGAAUAAAAAAGAUUUUAAGUUUAAGUAAGGACAAAACGCAUGAAAGUAUUGGUAAAUUAAUUGAGGAAUAAAAAAAAUGCUCUGAUCGUCUCUUAUCAGCAGAUUCGUUUCAAAGCACUCGCAAGAGUAAUUGACCAUA
Anopheles stephensi (Asian malaria mosquito) is the source of this 632-nucleotide messenger RNA. Its product is annotated as serine protease inhibitor Kazal-type 1-like. The record is from RefSeq and is a predicted model, not a curated record. The coding region runs from base 126 to 404 and encodes 92 amino acids. NCBI's taxonomy places the organism in Eukaryota, Metazoa, Arthropoda, Insecta, Diptera, Culicidae. The transcript has a single exon. Gene Ontology annotation, molecular function: protein binding.